Messenger RNA from Suncus etruscus (white-toothed pygmy shrew), 2467 nucleotides. RefSeq names its product dymeclin (gene DYM). Gene Ontology annotation, biological process: Golgi organization. Bases 214 to 2388 code for a protein of 724 amino acids. The transcript has 18 exons. The record is from RefSeq and is a predicted model, not a curated record. Gene Ontology annotation, cellular component: Golgi apparatus. NCBI's taxonomy places the organism in Eukaryota, Metazoa, Chordata, Mammalia, Eulipotyphla, Soricidae.
UCUCCCCGCCUCCCGGGCUCCCUGCGACGCGGCCGGGGUGGGAGCCGAGCCGGGGUGCGAGCCGCGGAGACGUCCGUCCAGCAUGGAGGCCUGAGCCGGCGUCUUGCGCCACCACCCCGGGUGCCGCCCCGAUCUGGACGCGGGUCCCUGCCGCGGAGACAGGUUGUCUUGUGGAAAUGAAGGUUUAAAGAGAAGUUAUUCAUCACAGGAGAAAUGGGCUCCAACAGCAGCCGAAUCAGCGAUCUUCCGAAAAAUGAGUACUUAAAAAAGCUCUCAGGAACAGAGUCUGUCUCUGAGAAUGACCCGUUCUGGAAUCAGCUUCUCUCCUUUUCUUUCCCUGCACCAACCAGCAGUAAUGAAUUGAAGCUUUUGGAGGAGGCAACUAUUUCGAUCUGCAGAUCUUUAGUUGAAAACAAUCCUCGAACGGGAAACCUUGCUGCACUAAUUAAGGUCUUCUUGGCCAGAACCAAAGAGCUGAAACUCUCAGCAGAAUGUGCAAACCACAUCUUCAUUUGGCAAACACACAAUGCUUUGUUUAUUAUUUGCUGUCUGCUAAAGGUGUUCAUCUGUGAAAUGUCAGAAGAAGAAUUAGAACUUCAUUUUACUUAUGAAGACAAGUCUCCUGGUAGUUAUAAUUCUGACUCAGAAGAUCUUUUAGAAGAAUUGCUCUGCUGUUUGAUGCAGUUAAUCACCGAUAUUCCACUCUUAGACAUCACCUAUGAUAUUUCAGUGGAAGCCGUGUCCACGCUAGUGGUCUUCCUCUCCUGCCAGCUCUUCCACAAAGAAGUCCUGAGGCACAGCACCAGCCACAAGUAUCUGAUGCGAGGCCAAUGUCUUCCAUAUACCAGCAAACUUGUGAAAACCUUACUGUAUAACUUUAUCAGACAAGAAAAGCCGCCACCUCCAGGCACUCACGUCUUACCUCAGCAGUCGGACUCGGGAGGUCUGCUUUAUGGACUUGCAUCUGGAGUAGCAACUGGACUCUGGACUGUCUUCACUCUGGGUGGUGUGGGCAGCAAGGCGACUGCCACUCCGGAACAUUCUUCCCCUCUGGCCAACCAGAGCCUCCUGCUCCUCCUUGUGCUGGCCAACCUGACAGAUGCUUCUGAUGCACCAAACCCCUACCGACAGGCCAUUAUGUCCUUUAAGAACACACAAGAUAGCAGUCCUUUCCCCUCGUCAGUUCCACACACUUUCCAGAUUAACUUUAACAGUUUAUACACGGCUUUGUGUGAACAGCAGACAUCCGAUCAAGCCACUCUCCUCCUGUAUACAUUGCUCCACCAGAAUAGCAACAUUAGAACAUACAUGUUGGCGCGCACAGAUAUGGAAAACCUUGUGCUACCCAUUCUUGAGAUCCUCUAUCAUGUUGAAGAAAGAAAUUCACACCACGUGUACAUGGCACUUAUAAUACUGUUGAUUCUUACAGAAGAUGAUGGCUUCAAUAGGUCCAUUCAUGAAGUGAUACUAAAAAAUAUUACUUGGUAUUCAGAACGGGUCUUAACUGAAAUAUCCCUGGGAAGUCUUCUGAUUCUAGUCGUAAUCAGAACCAUCCAGUACAACAUGACAAGGACCAGAGACAAGUACCUUCACACAAACUGUUUGGCGGCCCUGGCAAACAUGUCUGCGCAGUUCCGAUCUCUUCACCAGUAUGCUGCCCAGAGGAUCAUCAGUUAUACCUGCCGCCACUUGCGGAGAUAUGUUUAUGUGUUGGACAAACUGUAUUUCCCCCACUCUCACUGUUCUACGCUUCAGCAUUGCUUCUCGACCCUCAGUGACAAUGGAGAGGAACUCUUGUCUUUAACUUGCUCUCACAUUCUCAGAUCCUAUGCUUCCAGUCUGUUUUCCUUGCUGUCCAAAAAACACAACAAAGUACUGGAACAAGCCACACAGUCCUUGAGAGGUUCCUUGAGCUCCAAUGAUGUUCCUCUACCGGAUUAUGCUCAAGACCUGAAUGUCAUCGAGGAAGUAAUUCGCAUGAUGUUAGAGAUUAUCAACUCCUGCCUCACAAACUCUCUUCACCAUAACCCCAACUUGGUGUAUGCACUGCUCUACAAGCGCGAUCUCUUUGAACAAUUUCGAACCCACCCUUCAUUUCAGGACAUCAUGCAAAAUAUUGAUCUGGUCAUCACUUUCUUCAGCUCCAGGCUGCUGCAAGCUGGUGCCGAGCUGUCAGUGGAACGGGUCCUAGAGAUCAUCAAGCAGGGGGUGGUGGCACUGCCCAAGGAUCGGCUGAAGAAGUUCCCAGAGCUGAAAUUCAAGUAUGUGGAGGAGGAGCAGCCCGAGGAGUUCUUCAUCCCCUACGUGUGGUCCCUGGUCUACCACUCAGCUGUGGGCCUCUACUGGAACCCACAGAACAUCCAGCUUUUCACUAUGGAUGCCGACUAGGCCCAGCCAAUGGACAACCGGUGUUUCUUGCUAGCUAGUUUCUGGGUGGCAUUCGUCAGGGGAGAGGCCGUGCACAUUC